Messenger RNA from Cuscuta campestris, 1129 nucleotides. NCBI's taxonomy places the organism in Eukaryota, Viridiplantae, Streptophyta, Magnoliopsida, Solanales, Convolvulaceae. The record is from the annotation of a GenBank genome assembly.
CGAAAUUUUGGGUCCACCAAAUACUCCUAUGAUUGUCACAUUGUACGUCCAAUAAUUAAUUCAUUUUCUGCUUUCAAAAAAAUUUAAUCAUUUUCUUAAAAAUAAAAAUAUCAAAAACUUGACAGCCUCUCAACGAUCUCUCCUGAGUUUCUUCAAUCUUCAUUUCUCUCGUCGUUUGUCGUUCUGUGAGAGGGAGGGUCUCGUCUGAGGAUUAAAGCCGGUUAAUAAUCGGCUUCCCAGUUGCAUAGACCAUGAUUAAGUUGUUUAAGGUGAAGGAAAAGCAAAGAGAGCUUGCAGAAAAUGCAAAUGGGAAGCCACCAGUGAAGAAGCAAAGUGCAGGAGAAUUGCGUGUGCAUAAAGAUAUAAGCGAGUUAAAUCUACCAGAGACAUGUAGAAUAACGUUCCCUAAUGGAAAAGAUGAUUUAAUGAACUUCGAAGUUACCAUUAAUCCCGAUGAAGGUUAUUACUUAGGUGGCACUUUCAUAUUCUCUUUCCAAAUCUCUCCUAUAUAUCCUCAUGAAGCACCAAAGGUCAAAUGCAAGACAAAGGUUUACCACCCAAAUAUUGACUUGGAGGGAAAUGUGUGUCUUAACAUUCUUCGAGAAGACUGGAAACCGGUGUUGAACAUUAACACUAUAAUCUAUGGGCUGUAUCAUCUCUUCACGGAACCGAACCAUGAGGAUCCUCUGAAUCCAGAUGCUGCUGCUGUGCUGAGGGACAACCCAAAGCUGUUCGAAUCGAAUGUGAGAAGGGCAAUGUCCGGUGGUUAUGUGGGACAGACAUUCUUUCCGCGGUGCAUAUAAAAAGAUGCAGGGAGACAUCUUUGCCGUGUUGCAUGGUGUCAUUUCUCCACACAUAAGAUUAUGUGUAACUGGUCUUUCUCCCUUCAAUUGUAUUGUAUGCAGGAAUGAGACCAUGCAUAUUGUAUGCUUUCUUGGCUGGAUUUCUUCUGGUAAAAUCAUGAUUGUCCUUAUUGAAGUAAUUUGUAAGAAUAUGAAUGUGUUGCCUUUGCUUGGAGGGAUUUUCUAUUAUUGAUCGUGACCGUCUUUUUUUCUUCAUUCCUGCAUUUUGUAUUGCCUAGACAAUAUUGAUUUGUAAUGCAGAGUAUAUGUAUUUCUUAUGAAGUUUG